This is a messenger RNA of Exophiala aquamarina CBS 119918, 474 nucleotides long. RefSeq lists its product as uncharacterized. The transcript has a single exon. Bases 1 to 474 code for a protein of 157 amino acids. Lineage: Eukaryota; Fungi; Ascomycota; Eurotiomycetes; Chaetothyriales; Herpotrichiellaceae. The record is from RefSeq and is a predicted model, not a curated record.
AUGGGAAUCCGUAAGGACUGGCAGAACCUGUCUCCAUUUUUGGUGCGCCGUAUGGGAGAGGCUGGAUGGACAGCCGAUGUUAAGAAAGACAUUCCUACCACUCUAGAAGAAAAUAGUAUCCCACUUGAGAGCAUUGAUACCGUGGUGUGGAGUCAUUGGCACUGGGACCAUAUUGGUGAUAUGUCAAGACUACCUCCCUCAACAGACCUAGUAGUCGGUCCUGGCUUUACAAGAGUAAUAAUACCUGGAUUUCCCACCAAUAAUGACAGUCCUGUUCUCGAAUCCGAUUAUUCAGGGCGGAAGCUGAUCGAGCUAGUGGACAUGACGCCCACAGUGGCUGGAUUUCCCUCGUUCGAUCUAUUUGGUGAUGGCUCGUUUUAUCUUCUUCAUACACCAGGCCAUGCUGUGGGCCAUCUCUCAGGUCUGGUUCGCACGACGUUGCAAAACAGCCAUGCUGGUGAAACUUUGUGUUAA